Messenger RNA from Carassius auratus (goldfish), 2938 nucleotides. RefSeq names its product calcineurin B homologous protein 1-like. The transcript has 7 exons. Gene Ontology annotation, molecular function: calcium ion binding. The record is from RefSeq and is a predicted model, not a curated record. Bases 1606 to 2190 code for a protein of 194 amino acids. Lineage: Eukaryota; Metazoa; Chordata; Actinopteri; Cypriniformes; Cyprinidae.
GAGCAAUAAAAAAAUAACCUUGUAAGCAUGCAAUGAAAAGCAAUGCCAAGAGAUAUAAAAUAUAUUUCUCAUUCUAAUGUUGCCAUAAGGUAUUAGUAAAUAGAGUGCUUCAGAAAUAUGAUUUCAACUUUCCUCAGGGUAAAGCUUCUCCUGGUGCUUAACAAAAAAUAUUGUGUUUGAGGACAUCAUUAUGUGCAUUUCUUUCUUUUAGAUCAGGUCCCAGAUAUAUUUCUAGUUCAUAAGACAUGAGAAAAACUGCAAAACCUGUGUAAUCAAGAUCAGCCUACAUGUAAGGGAAUGUAUUUCUAUGCUUGUUUUAAAAUAACUGACACAAAAUGUGUUGAAUAUUUAAGAUACUUUUAUCUACCAGCAAGUAAUUUUUAAUUCAGUAUAUAAAAAAGAUCAGAUGAUUUUUUUUCCUCUGCAAUUUGCCUAGUAACAACUCAGGAACAAACACCAAGCUCUGAAACCUGCAGUCACAUCUUCCUGUGACAGUGUUACUUCAGUCACAUAAGAUCAGUAGCAUCAGAGGAAGUAUUGUUUUAAAGAUGCAGCUAAGACUGGAUUAAAUAAAUGCUUCUGAGGAACAUCUUACAGUAAUAUUUUAAUAGCUUACAUAUACAGGCAAUAUGUAGAAACAGUGGACCAGAGUAGAUGGAAAGAUGAAAUGUGGAUGAAAGGCUCUGGCGCCAUCCAGUGUAUUAAAAAGCGCUGAGCCUGUUAUGAACGCUACAAAAGACCGUUCCAUGCUGCCAUCAAAAAAAAAAAAAAAACAUGGUGUGUAGGCUAUUGCAAAAAAUAUGGAUCACUUGACAUAAACGACAAACAAACAUGUUAUCAGUUAUAGACUGAAUACAAUUAUUAUGAACAAAUACAUAGGCCUACAUACCAGUGCCAUCCAUUUAUUUUACUGUCUAUGAUGCCAUCGUGUGUGUGAUGGAAAGUCCGACUCAUUUCAGCUGAUCGGUUCUUUUGAACAAUUUCACAGAACCGGUUCGCUGAUUCAUUUUAUGUUGUACGUGUCUACGUAAUCACGUUUCCGAGAUAGCGCAGGCGGACUUAUGUAGGCACAAAUCGCUGUUUAUAAAUUUUUUUUUGUUUUAUUUUCAAGAAUGUUUGUUGUUCCUAAGCCCAAAUUCAGUCGCAUCAAUGAUUUAGUUCCGAAACAUAGAUUCGUCUUCUUGUCUACAAAACUGUACAAAAUUGCUUUGUCUGAUAAAACAUAUUCAUGCAAUCACGUGAUACAAAUAUUUCUACGUUUUAUUUUUCACAUUUUGGAAAUUAAUCUAUUAGGGUUCUUGGCUCAUUACAAGCAGGACGAUUGAAGUUAUUCAGUCUCAUUCAUAAAUGAAUCAUUCAACCGCCCAAACGGUUUUGUGGAGUCAUUAAAAAGAUUCGACUAAAAAGAAUCAGAUUUCUUGAGUGUAGUGGGCGUUGUAAUCUGUGUAAACAGAGCGUGUAUUAGGCUAUUCAAGCACAAGAAAAAACAACGGCGUAUAUGCAUUCCGCUUUUCAUGACUUCUUGGUUUUUAUUCUUUUUUUGAUGCCAGGUUCUCUGGAUAUGGGCUAAAUGUUAUGAAAGCUGUCGAUACAUAACUAUAUAAAAUGGGUUCGACGAACUCCACCCUGUUAAAAAUACCUAACGUCGAGGUGCUGAUGCAAGAGACGGGCUUCUCGCCUGCCCACAUUAUUCGCCUCCAUGAUCGCUUCAAAGCUCUGGAUAAAGAAGGACGAGGUCAUCUCUGUCCCCAGGAUUUUGGAGCCAUAAAGGAGUUGGCAAUGAACCCCAUAGGAGACAGAAUAAUAGGUGCAUUCUUCUCCCCAGGGAAGGAAACGGUGGACUUCGACACUUUUGUGAAGAUCCUGGCUCAUUUCCGGCCCGUUGACAAGGACCGACCCAAAGAGCUCAAUUCUCCUGAGCCCAUCAAUAGCAGGAGCAACAAACUCAGAUUUGCAUUUCAGUUGUAUGACCAAGACAAAGAUGGCAAGAUUUCCAGAGAUGAGCUUUUACAGGUUCUCCGGGCCAUGCUGGGGAUGCAGGUGACAGAGGAGCAGCUGGAGAGCGUAGCAGACCGCACUAUACAGGAAGCAGAUCUAGAUCGUGAUGACGCAAUCUCUUUUGAGGAGUUUCGUAAGUCUCUGGAGAAGAUCAACAUUGACAAUUUGAUGAGCAUUCGCUUCUUGCGCUAGAGCAUCAUGGGAAAGCUUGUACAUCAACCUUAUACGCAUCUAUCUCCGAGCCUCAGAAAACGGAAGGGUGUCUGAAAUGCCCAGGACAGUAUGAUGGGAUCAAUGUUUGUCUGUCUAAAAUGAAUUUAAUACACUGGUAGUGUCUGCAUAUAAACUGCACACUGACAAAUAAUAUAAAGUUUACCGAAGUAGUGUUGGGUCAGUAAAAUCUUACCGACCCCUGUAGAUUUUUGCAUUCUGUUUCUUGAUAUUGAAUACAUUUUAAAGAAUUGAUUAGUUAAUUUUGUAGAUAAUUCUAACUAGCUGGAAAGCAUUUGUAAUAAUGUUCAGAAUGCAUAGUGUUGAAUUGUUAUAUAUCCCUAUAUAUGGGGGAAAAGGUUUUGUUUUCCUCUCUGUGAAGUGUGACAAUCUCAAGAUAGGAUUUCCCAAGGUUUAUUAGAUGUAUACACUUUCAUCUCAGUAGAGAUUUUGUAGCAUCUUGGUUGCAUGAUGCUUUCCAUACAUUUUGUUUAUGUAUGUAAAUUUAUCCUGAAUCCUGAUAGAAACUGAUUUUUUUUCUGUCAUUUACGUCUCAAAAAAUGUGUUAUUCUUUCAGUGCAGGUAUGCUUCAUGCAAUUUUACCUACAAGUGAGAAGAAAGGCUACCUCACCUGACUGCACUUAUGCAUGCUGUACCAAAACCACUAAAAAAGCUUUUUUCAUCUUUAUAUGAAAUGCAAGUGAAUGAUAUUAAAUCAUUUUGCACAAUA